UAAUAUUAUUUUGAUUCCUAUGAUAUGAUAUCUUUUUGGCAUCACUAUUCGCUAAACUACUGAAAUAGUUGUUUAGUUGUUUUACGUUACUAAAAUUUCGAUUUUUUUGCUUAUUAACUAACCAUAACGUCCAUUUUAAAAGUAAUUAAUAGAUUCCCAGUAUUGGAUAAGACCGCACAAUUUUGGUUAGAGCAGUUAGAAGAUGAAGUUAUUCGUCCUUAAGGUGCAGUGGAUGUGAACUACAACUAACAAUGUAUUCUGAUGACACGGUGUAUGUUGGCUUAUUGGUCUUAUCAUUUUUAUUUAGCUUUUUAUUCAGAAAAGUUAAACACAAAAAUGUGAAACAAUGGAUGUCAACUAUUUAUGGAGCAAUUAUUGUACUUACAGUUUCUGGCUUACAUAUAGUCCAUCCGAUAAUUUGUACACUAGUCAAUUCCAUUUUGAUACAAAUUGAUAAAAGGCAUUGUCAUAUAUUAAGUUUCUUAUUUACGUUUGGAUAUUUAAUAUUCUUUCGGAUGACAACAUAUUUUGGAAUACCAUACCCACCAGCUCAUACUAACUUAAUUCAAAUGAUGCUAACUCUAAAGCUUGUUGGCCUUUCGUUUGAAGUCCACGACAGUUAUCUAAUUAAAUUGAAACAAAAGGAUGCAAAAUUUGAGGCUGAAAAUAAUUUUAAAAUGAUUUGUCAACCUAGUGUUCUAGAAGUAUUUCAUUAUGCAUUUUGUUAUAUAGGCAUUUUAACAGGACCCUAUUUUAAGUAUCGUACUUAUUGGGAUUUAUUUAAUCGUAAUUACUGGAGAAAAGCUACUUAUAUUAAUUUAUUAAUUAAAAAAAUACGUAUAAUUCCAACUUUAAUAAUUUGUUAUUUGGCAACUUCGUGGAUAUUUCCAUUAAGUGAAUUCAACAAUGACUCUUUUUAUACAUCUACAUCGUUAUCAUACAGAUUGUGGUAUAUGUACUCUUCAUUUUUUAUUUUUCGCACAAGAUUAUAUUUGGGCUUUAUUUUUUCUGAGCUUAUUUGUAUAGCUUCUGGAAUGGGUGCUUACCCUGAAGUGACAGAUCCACAGUCUGGAAGUGGUCCAACUCGAAAUUUCGAAUCAUUGGAAACUAAAUAUUCGGUGAAAGAAGUGGUUUACAAUUUUGAUUGUAUUGAAAGUAUUGAUAUAAUGAAAGUAGAAACUAUUUCAACAGUCCGCGGAGCUACGAGAAUUUGGAAUAUGACUGUACAGUAUUGGAUUGCUGAAUAUGUAUAUAGAAGAAUUCCUGUUAAAAAACUUAGAACAUUGGUAGCAUUUGGUAUUUCUGCAUUGUGGCAUGGCAUAUACACGGGGUAUUAUGUUAGUUUGUGUUCAGUGCCUUUUUACUUAGCAGUGGAAGAUAUUUAUGAUAGACAGUACCGUAACUAUGCUGACUCCGCUGGCAAACGUAUACUGUGGACAUUCUUCUUAUACACUAUGAAAAUGUAUCAGUUUUCAUUUUGGGGAUGUACAUUUCAACUUCUACAUAUCGACCUCAUAUUUAAAUACUGCCAAUCUAUAUAUUUUCUCCCAUAUAUUGUUUUAAUAACAAUGUAUGCCAUUUCUCGAUUUAACAACUUACGGACUAGUUGACCAAAUAAAACUAUUUGGCCUGUUGCAGUCAACAUCAGUGAAUUCCUCUAAAGGACUUUGAGUCUGUUAUGUUAUGUUUUGUUUUGUUUUGGUAAAGUAUACCAUAAUUUUAAAAUUAAUGUAUAAGUUGUAUAUUUUUCUUAUAUCUAAUUGGCCAUUUACACCAAUGGGUCUAUACAAAAAGAAAAUACUGCCCCAAAAUACUCCACCUUGAUAUGAAAGACAUUUGUAAAAAUAUUUUAUACAAUCUAUAAGAACAUUUUUAAUUGAUAUUUGUAUUAUGUUUAAUUUUGUAGUGUAUAUACACAAGAUGUGCCCUUGGUUAAAAAUUAUAAAUACUUUUAACUAUUAAUUAAGUGACAAUAUUGACUAUUGUUAUGUGAAGUAAAAUAAUGUUUAUAAUAAAUUAUUAUAUUAGCUUAAUGUAUUAAACUAAUAUUUGUGAAUAAAUAAUAUUAGUAAAUAUGUUAUGUAUGUCAUGAACGAUGCACGUGUUGAUAUUGGAUUCAAAUUCAUCUAAUUACGCUUCUAAACACUAAUGUAUUCUCUUAUGGCUUCUACAAAGUGUA
Molecule: messenger RNA, 2179 nt
Organism: Myzus persicae (green peach aphid)
Lineage: Eukaryota; Metazoa; Arthropoda; Insecta; Hemiptera; Aphididae
Gene: frj
Product: lysophospholipid acyltransferase 7
Exons: 9
Coding region: 252-1610 (452 amino acids)
Biological process (GO): phosphatidylinositol biosynthetic process; lipid modification
Cellular component (GO): membrane; mitochondria-associated endoplasmic reticulum membrane contact site
Molecular function (GO): lysophospholipid acyltransferase activity
Source: RefSeq, a predicted model, not a curated record